Molecule: messenger RNA, 4501 nt
Organism: Onychostoma macrolepis
Lineage: Eukaryota; Metazoa; Chordata; Actinopteri; Cypriniformes; Cyprinidae
Gene: pax1a
Product: paired box 1a
Exons: 5
Coding region: 242-1312 (356 amino acids)
Biological process (GO): anatomical structure development; regulation of transcription by RNA polymerase II
Molecular function (GO): DNA-binding transcription factor activity, RNA polymerase II-specific; RNA polymerase II cis-regulatory region sequence-specific DNA binding
Source: RefSeq, a predicted model, not a curated record
ACGUGGAGGACGCGUCAAAUUAACUCCAGCAAACUUCACCCUGCGGGAUCAGACAAAUCCAUCUUUAACUGGAGAGGAUCACUCGUAUCCCAUUCUACCCUAGACAAGUUUAGCAUGUAGAAGUUUUGCAACCGGAGUAGACAAAAGUGUGUCGAAGUGUUCUGAACAUCACAAAUCUACUGCAUGCUGCAGCGUUCAGCCAUUGAGGGAAAACUUUUAAAGACACGCAUCGCAAGAGCAAAUGGAGCAAACCUACGGGGAGGUGAACCAGCUGGGGGGAGUUUUUGUCAAUGGACGUCCUUUGCCCAAUGCAAUAAGAUUACGAAUCGUGGAGUUAGCCCAGCUUGGCAUCAGACCUUGUGACAUCAGCAGACAGCUUCGGGUCUCCCAUGGCUGUGUGAGCAAAAUCCUUGCGAGAUACAACGAAACUGGGUCCAUUUUGCCAGGCGCAAUCGGUGGCAGCAAACCACGAGUUACGACGCCGAAUGUAGUAAAAAACAUACGGGACUACAAACAAGGAGACCCGGGAAUUUUUGCAUGGGAAAUCCGGGACCGUCUUCUCGCGGACGGAGUAUGUGACAAGUACAAUGUUCCCUCGGUCAGCUCUAUCAGCCGGAUAUUAAGGAACAAGAUUGGAAACCUCUCCCAGCCUAACCAAUAUGAAAAUGGCAAACAAGCACCUCCGCAGUCCAGCAUCUCCUAUAAUCACAUAUACCCGUAUUCAUACCCCAAUGCAAUGUCUCCUUCCGGGACCAAAAUGAGCAAUCCUCCCGGUGUUCCUGUCACGGGUGGGCAUGUAAGCAUUCCCCGCGGUUGGCCUUCAGCGCACACGGUCAGCAAUAUACUGGGUAUUCGGGCUUUCAUGGAUCCUUCAGCUAUUGCUAGCGCUGAAGGAUACGCACCAAAAAUGGAGGACUGGGGUAGUGUGAAUAGAGCGACAUUUCCCUCUGCUCAUGGAGUCAAUGGAAUAGACAAAUCAGCUAUUGAUGCAGACAUAAAAUACCCUCAGCCUUCGUCGACUUUGUCAAGUUAUGUCCCAGCAUGCGCGUACUCUCCCUCCAACCAGUAUGGCGUGUACAGUGGCCCGGCAGGCAGUUAUGUGAGCCCAGGGCAUCACUGGCAAGCCCAGGGCACCAGCCUCUCCCACCCUGGCGGUGGCGUAGCGAUGCACCCGAGUGACAUCCAUUCUUCUAUGGCGUUCAAACAUGCAGUGCGAGAUGGAGACAGAAAACCACCGAGUCCCCUAAGCAAGCAGCAGCACGGAGCAUUGAGCAAUAUACACGGACUCAGCCUUUCUACCUCAUCCUCGUAACUGCACAGAUGCAUCAGUUUAGAAAUGAUCGCAUUUCAAGAAAGCAAACCGUAAGUUCAACCAAUGCACAUCUUUCGACGGUGCUGUGCUGUUCGAGCCCGUGGCCAGCGCUCUCGGAGAACAAGAUCUUUGUAAAGCCGAAUGAAUGUAUCCGACUUAGUUCUUUACUGUAACUAUAACUGACUCCAGGCUGCGUUGUUUGGUGGCUGGCUGUUUAACCAUUAUACUGUCAUACUGGGUUUGUCUAUACUGUUUAUGACAGCGACAGCAUAGCGGAUGCAAAAAUGAGAUUUGUCUUAAAGCUAAAUCAGUACAAAAUAAUUUUUAAAGAAUGGCAAUACAUUACAUAGACGUGUACAAUAAAUAAACCCUACGUGAACAAAGUAAUAAAUUGUUAAUGUAAAUAUGAAGAAAGCUUUAGUUAUAUAUUUUUAUAAAUUCAUGUGUAAAUAUGCUAAAUAAAGGUAUUGCAUAAAAAAAAAAACAUCUCAAGUCAUAUCGUUGUCUUUUUAUGAGCACUUAAUUUCACUUCAAAUUCUCGCAAAGAUAUAUGGAAAUGUCUAUAACAAACUGCUAUGCUCUAUGCUCAUUCUGCCUAGUGUUUUCAGUACAUUUGUGUCCACUCUAAAUUAGCAGCAAAAAGUGCUAUAACAUCUGAAUUCUUGCUGAAUUUUCAGUAAGAGAGUGUUUCACGCAAUAUGCUCUGCAAGGAGCGAUAAGGCCAUUUUGCUGUUUUCUCAUGUGCGCUACUGAGCGUAAUGGUGCUUGUCCGGAUUUGGCGCCUCCAGUGAUGCUAUCUGUGUUGAUGCUGGAUCAUUGCCACAUGGUGCAAAAUGUGUUACGAUAUAUAUUAAGAUUAUAUAAAUAUCUAUCGAUAUAGAUAAUCCUCGAUUUGGCAAGUUUUUAAAACGGUUCUACAGUCAUUUUGCUUAAAGCAUUUGUGAUGACAUGGUUGAUGUUUGUUUGCAACCUCGUGGAAGAUGCCGGCUCGGCAUACAGAGACAGAUCUUCGAGUAAUAGGCCUAUGCACAAUCAAAAACCGUUUGCAUUAUAUUCAAUUAACAUUAUUACCAGGCCUAUCCUACGUUUUAUACUAUUAGUUAAAUAGUCGUAAAACUGUUCUGAUGGCUACAAGAGAGUUAUAGUUUGUUUCUCUCUCUCUCUCUCUCUCUCUCUCUCUCUCUCUUCAUAAAGGAUCUGGGUCGCAUUUCUCAAAAGCAUCAUAAGCCAAAGCAGAUAGUAGAAACAAUAAUUGCAAUCACCUUAUACAAUUUUUCCCGAAAUCAUGGUUAAACUGUAAGCAGUAGUCCUACUUGAGAAUCGUCGUAGAUCUACGAGCGCUCUCUGCAGCAAUCCUAGAGUUUAGGUGCACGGUAAACCGCGCUAAACUCAGUUUCUUGCGAUCACCUGCAGGACAACGGUGAAAUUACAGCUAAAUAUAAUACAGCUAUAGUUACAAUUCAUGUAGCCUAAACAUUAUGGCUUUAAUAUCAUAAUAUCAUUAAUAUCAUUAUUUUAUACGUUUAAAAUUAUUUAAAAUAGUUUCAAACAAAUGCAUAAAAAGCAUAAAUAAAUAAUAGAUCCUACUAACUAAAUAAAGCAUUGUAGGCCUACCUGAUUUAGACGAAGUUGCAAAAAAAGUCUUAGUUUGUCAUGACGUCGCCAUUUUUUCCUCCUCUUCCUCUUUUUCUCUGACACCCAAAGGCUUCUGAUAUCCCCAUCACUGUGGAGGAGUAAAGAGCACACUGGAAUUAACUAGACUAGAAACGUGCUCACGGAAAACGGAGACCAUAUAAAAAUACAUAGGCUAAUCUCAAAACUGAAUUUAAUGAAUUGCUGAAAAAAUAACUUUAAAUAUUUCCGGGGGAAGAUAAAUUGCAAAUAUUUUAAACAAACAAACAGUUAUAGGCCACAAUGUUACAAUGGACAAACAACUGUCAUUUCAGUUGUGUGAAAAUUAAAAGAAAAGAAACGAACGCUGGUACCUUGGCACCAAGAGAACAGAAAGAGAAGAUAGGCCUGCAUAAUUACCGUGAUAUUUGUUUGAAGCUGUUAUUAAUUGAUACAGCAACACGUUUUAUAUAUGCCAGAUAUUAUGCCAAAAUUAAUUUAAUACCUAAACAUUUAUCACGAUAUCUUUUUUAAAAUAAAUUAACACCAAUGUGAAAGACAAGUAGUGUGAGAAAAGUUAUGUGCACUUCUCGGAGCCAAAACAUUAUUGAGAAAAGAAAAGAAAAUAUUGUUUAAAAUUUGAUCGAUGGAACCCGUCUUUUUGAACAAUCAAUAGGCUAAUUAAUUAAGUAGCCUAAUUAAGUAUUAACUGACAGUGUCGGUUCAAACAGCUAUCCACGACCAUUACGAUAGAGUUUCCUAAACCAUCUUUUUCGAAUUCCGAAUAUUAUUGUGCAAAAGACACAGUAAUCACAACAAAAUGUCACUAAAUGACAGUAGCAUAUACGACUCCAUUAUGCUCUCUGUUAAUAACAUUAACACAACAAUAACAACUACUAAAAUAAAUAAAUGCAUACAUACAUAUACAUUGAAUGAAUGAUCGAUCUAAAUGUCAAAAGCUUAAUUUAAAGCCCAAUCAAGGAUUUAAGCAUGCAAUGCAAAUAUUUAUAUAAGUAAUCUUUAAUGGCAUAGGCUUGUUGGUCAACGUGGAACAUACACUCACGCGAGCUUGUAAAAUGUGGUUUUUCUAGUUCUGCACUGUUGAUAGUGGAAAACAGAAAAAAAAAAAAAAAAAAUGUCACAAAUGUUCGCUGAAUGAGGAUGAAAGUAAAAGAUCGGUAUCACUGAUGGGUGUUUUUUCAGUCCAUUUAAAUUUCGUAAAAGGUGAUGUUUUUCACAACCAAAUUAACAGUUAAAAUUUUAGUUCUAGUUCAAGUUCUGUUAUGUUCAUUUCAGGGCUUUCCGUAGCAGUAAUGUACUAGAGACUCAGCCUGAUGAUUUCACGACGGAAAGAUCUCUGUUACACGUCCCUGAAACAUUGCUGACACUCUAUGAAUGCAUGUACUGUACUUUCCUGCCGUAUUAGGCAUAUAAAUAUGUCAAUGACACCAUAGACAUAAGACUGUUAGUGAGCAACAUAACUCAGUGUAUGGUAAAAAGAAAUGCAGCGUUUUUCCCAGUUUAGGUUUUCAGUUCGUUCAACAUGCCUGUAAUACGACUUUCAUUCUUUUCUCUUUA